AUGGCGAUCACUGAACUGAUUUUCCCAUGUGUCAAACCUGACCCAGCUACACUUGAGGCACUCGAGCGAGACUGGCCCAAGUUGAGCAAAGGAUUGACUGUUCCUAAUCCUGGCAUUAUCGACGCAUUUCGUGGAUGGAUUGUGACAGAAGAUGGGUUGGAUGUAAGAAAUGCCUAUAGAGAAAUUCUUCUUUUUGAGUGGAACUCAGUCGACUCUUUCCGAGCUUUCGUCGGCUCGGAACAAUAUGCUGCUUUUGCUGGCUCCAUCAAGCAUCUGUUGACUGGGCCGCCUACCUUACAAUUGUUCGAAACAAAGUUCUCCCCAGGAGAAGCAGCUUCGGCAUCUUUGGUUGAAAUAAUUCGGGUUGGGGUCUCCAAUUCUGAGAAUGUGGAGGAAACACUUCGAGUGUGGGAGAAGGCAACCCGUCAUUUAAAUUUGAAUGGGGAUGGCACGACUUUCACCUAUGGCAAGAGCUUGAACCUUGAAGAAGAUGUCAUUAUGGCUGUCAUAGGAUGGCAAAACUUGGAGGAACAGCGUGACAUGUCUGAAAACAAGAUUUGGUUAGAGAUACUGGAGUCUUUCAAGUCGCUUGGCAAAGUGUCACGGAUCACUGUAGAGAUUGAGGCAAUGGACCUGGGUACAGAUGUGUUGUAA
This is a messenger RNA of Penicillium longicatenatum, 654 nucleotides long. RefSeq lists its product as uncharacterized. NCBI's taxonomy places the organism in Eukaryota, Fungi, Ascomycota, Eurotiomycetes, Eurotiales, Aspergillaceae. The record is from RefSeq and is a predicted model, not a curated record. The coding region runs from base 1 to 654 and encodes 217 amino acids. The transcript is spliced from 3 exons.